AUGGGCUUUGUAUUUUCAAAACUUUUCAAAGGUCUUAUGGGGACUGAAUAAAUGAGAAUUAUUAUCAUAGGUCUCGAUAAUGCAGGCAAAACUACUAUUCUCUGUAAUUAAAAUUAUUAUGGCUAAUCAUUUCUACAGACAGAUUGCAUCUUGAUGAAAUAGUUCCUACUGUACCAAGUAAUGAUUAAUUGCCAAGCCUUAAUGGCAUUCAUUCUAUCAAUCUCUGAAUUUAGAGCAGUAUUCUUAAUCUAUAUUAUAGCUGUGGGUUUUAAUGUGGAAACUGUGACAUACAAGAACCUGAAAUUCUAAGUGUGGGAUCUUGGUGGGCAGACUGGAUUAAGACCUUAUUGGAGAUGCUACUAUUAAGACACUAAUGCUGUGAUUUUUGUCAUUGAUUCAGCUGACAAGGAAAGAGUAGAGGUUGCCAGAUAGGAGUUAGAGCUCAUGCUGUAGGAAGAGGAACUCAAGGGAGUACCAGUGUUGGUGCUAGCUAAUAAAUAAGACUUACCAAAUGCCCUUAAUGAUCAAGAGAUAUGUAGCGGACUAGGAUUGACAUCUAUCAAGAAUAGGCCAUGGUCAUUGUUUAAAAUCUCUGCAAUGAAUGGUACAGGAUUAUAAGAAGCUUUUGAAUGGUUAGUGGACACUCUUAAAAGUUGA
Molecule: messenger RNA, 657 nt
Organism: Stylonychia lemnae
Lineage: Eukaryota; Ciliophora; Spirotrichea; Sporadotrichida; Oxytrichidae
Source: the annotation of a GenBank genome assembly